AUGGCAGACUUUAAAUCCAAACCGCCAUGCAAGUUUAUACCUCAAUUCACAAACAACGAGCAGAAGAACUGUUACAAUCUGUUCAAGGAACUUCAAGACACGCCGAAAACAAACGGAGAACUAGCGGUGUCCGGGUCUCCAGUGCCAAUCGGACAACUAACGCCGUUUUUGGUAGCAAACCAGCAUCCAAGGCAGAUGAGCAAUAACACACCAAGAAAGCAGCGACAACAUGACCACUCACCGCUCUCCCCUUCAAUACAGCCCAUAUUCAUUCUUCCAAACGACCACGAUAGAGAUAUGAUGUCUUACACAGAAAUUCAGAGGUUUCCGUCUGAGUUCAACCCGAGACAGGCGGCGAACAUGCCUCACAAAGAAAAAGUCGACAAAUGGAUAGUCAACGUUCCCGCUUAUCCUCACCAGGGCAAGGAGACAUGGUAUAACGAGUGCUAUCCGUCGGUGGUGGAACUGUCGACUGCGUCGACACCAGAAGAGUCAGACGUUGAUUUCACAAGCCACCAAGACAUAAUCGAGUUUCAGUCAAGAAUGAUCACUUUUCUUGUGAACCGCUCGUAUUACAACGACCCCACCGAAGAUAUCAAUCGAGGCGAGGAGUUCGAAGAAGCGAAUUUGGCUGAGUACUCAUACGAGACAAACGAAGCAGACUUUAAUUACCACGACGGUAUUUACUAG
Molecule: messenger RNA, 690 nt
Organism: Ogataea angusta
Lineage: Eukaryota; Fungi; Ascomycota; Pichiomycetes; Pichiales; Pichiaceae
Exons: 2
Coding region: 1-690 (229 amino acids)
Source: RefSeq, a predicted model, not a curated record